CAAGAGCUUCAGUUAUAAGUCGCACCUCACCCGGCACCAUCGCACCCACACUGGCGAGAGACCCUUUGUCUGUGACACGUGUGGCAAGAGCUUCAGUCGCAGCUCCUACCUCACCAAGCACCACCGCACCCACACUGGUGAGAAGCCCUUUGCCUGUGACAAGUGCAGCAAGAGCUUCACCCAGAAUUUCCAGCUCACCUGGCACAUGCGCACCCACACCACUGGGAAGCCCUUUGCCUGA
Messenger RNA from Merops nubicus (carmine bee-eater), 241 nucleotides. RefSeq names its product early growth response protein 1-like. The record is from RefSeq and is a predicted model, not a curated record. The annotation marks the transcript as partial. NCBI's taxonomy places the organism in Eukaryota, Metazoa, Chordata, Aves, Coraciiformes, Meropidae. The transcript has a single exon.